Messenger RNA from Menidia menidia (Atlantic silverside), 2040 nucleotides. The record is from the annotation of a GenBank genome assembly. NCBI's taxonomy places the organism in Eukaryota, Metazoa, Chordata, Actinopteri, Atheriniformes, Atherinopsidae.
CUGACCAUCCUGACUGACGGAUCUCUGGAUGACCUUGUCCCCACCCCUGUCCCUGCGCUCACAUAUACCACAGCAAUGUCCCAUCUGCCCAGCAGCUCAGUCCGCGACCAUAUGAAAUGGGCGGGGCUGCUUGGCUGCGAGGCUGUCCUCUCCAGCAUGGCCCUGAUGCAGGCCAGUUCAAUGGCUGCUCCACCCAAAAAGAUGAUGGCACCACUUGGCCAUGGACCACCUCAGAGAGAUGGAUCCGACCGUGCUCCUCAAAGCCAUAUGAUCCUCCCAUCUGGAAUGAGCUGUCCACCCCUGCUUAUCCGGAAGGAAGGAGAAUUCCAGGCUCCCCGCUUGCUGGAUGAGAAAGAGAUGAGGGCCAACGAAGAAAUGCAGCAGAAAAAAAAGAACAGGAAAUCAGUGACGCCCUGUAAAGUGAGAGAACAAGAAGGAAGGGGAGGGAAGGGUGCAGGUGGGGACGAGAAUGGGCCGGCAUCCAAAGUGCAGAAAAAUUUUAUUUGUGAUCACUGUUACGGAGCUUUUAGGAGUGGGUACCACCUGAAGAGACAUAUCCUCAUUCAUACAGGGGAGAAGCCGUAUGCUUGUGCCGUAUGUGACAUGAGGUUUAUUCAGCGUUACCACCUGGAGAGACACAGCCUCAUUCACACGGGGGUGAAGCCGUACGCUUGUACCAUGUGUGACAUGAGGUUUUUCCAGCGUUACCAUCUGGAGAGACACAGACUCACUCAUACGGGGGUGAAGCCGUACGCUUGCUCCAUGUGUGACAUGAGGUUCUUCCAACGUUACCAUCUGGCAAGGCACAGCCUCACACAUACUGGGGUGAAGCCAUACGCUUGCUCCAUGUGUGAUAUGAGAUUUUUCCAACGCUACCACUUGGCAAGACACAGCCUCACUCACACGGGGGUGAAGCCAUAUGCUUGCUCCAUGUGUGACAUGAGAUUUUUCCAGAGAUACCACCUGGCGAGACACACUCUCACCCAUACGGGGGUGAAGCCAUACGCUUGCUCCAUGUGUGACAUGAGGUUCUUCCAGCGUUACCAUUUGGCAAGACACAGCCUCACACAUACUGGAGUGAAGCCGUACGCUUGUACCAUGUGUGACAUGAGGUUUAUUCAACGUUACCAGCUUGAGAGGCACAGUCUCACUCAUACAGGGGUGAAGCCGUACGCUUGCACCAUGUGUGACAAGAGGUUUUUUCAGCGCUACCACCUGGCGAGACACAGCCUCACUCAUAUGGGUGUGAAACCUUAUGCUUGCACCAUGUGUGACAUGAAGUUUUUUCAGCAUUACCACCUGGCGAGACACAGCCUCACUCAUACUGGUGUGAAACCUUAUGCUUGCACCAUGUGUGACAAGAGGUUUUUUCAGCGCUACCACCUGGCGAGACACAGCCUCACUCAUAUGGGUGUGAAACCUUUUGCUUGUACCAUGUGUGACAUGAGGUUUGUGCAGCGUUACCACCUGGCGAGACACAGCCUCACUCAUACGGGUGUGAAACCUUAUGCUUGCACCAUGUGUGACAAGAGGUUUUUUCAGCGCUACCACCUGGCGAGACACAGCCUCACUCAUUUGGGUGUGAAACCUUUUGCUUGUACCAUAUGUGACAUGAGGUUUUUUCAGCGCUACCACCUGGCGAGACACAGCCUCACUCAUACGGGGGUGAAGCCGUUUGCUUGUUCCAUGUGUGACAUGAGGUUUAUUCAGCGUAACCACCUGGAGAGACACAGCCUCACUCAUACGGGAGAGAAGCCAUUUGCAUGUGACAUGUGUGAUAUGAGGUUUAUUCAGCGCUACCACCUUGAAAGACACAAGCGUGUCCAUAGUGGGGAGAAGCCUUACCAGUGCGAGCGGUGCCAGCAGAACUUUUCACGCACAGAUCGGCUGUUGCGACACCGGCGGUUGUGCCAGGGUCGCGGCGUGGCCAAAGUGGAGGGCCAGCCGUGCUGCGAGCCGCGCCCCUACGCCCAGGAGCCCCCGCCCGCCCCCCCCACCUGGAGCCCGCUGCACCCGCCCCCGGGGCGGCUGGCCGUCUGA